AUGAAAUAUGUCGCUAUAUAAAACUAAUCUUGAAGAAAUAUUAACUUACAGCAAAACCUCGGCAUGAUGCUUUUUUCACAGACUCUAAAACGUUAAGUUAGAGCCAUGCAUCCCUCUUGAACGCGAUUAGAUAUUAACGUUUGAAUAUAAUCCUGCUUUCUGGGUUGCUAUCGAAUCAAUUCCCAUGUUCCGGGGGAUUAAUAAAAGCCUUUCUUGCGGUCCUUGGGAAUGAAACCACAUUCUCGAUGCAUCAUUAGGUACUUGUACACAUCACAUGUUAUGUGCGUGCCAAUCCAUGUCAAACGCUACACCUGCAAUCCAAAUGAUGAUCUUCGAUUCCCGUCACUCCUGCCUUUUAUAGGAAGGUCUUGACAUCACAAUGCACUUGCUAGGCUCUCGCAUUGAUUGAUGUAGCACUGCAUCAAGGAUACGAAUGUGGUUGUUGAUAACCCCUCGUUGAAAACAAAUACUUGAACUCUAUAACAGUGGCAUGUCUUCACCCGUUUACCAACAGUUUCAUGAACGCUUGUCUUAUCGUUUGUCGUUGUUCUUCAAUAUGAAACCUAUAAAAUACUUGGAAGCUUCUAUUGCCUUCUUGCUGUCAUCUCCUGCAAUAGCUCAAUGGAGCACGAUUAAUACAACGUUGACUUCGAGUACAUUCGACCCGCUCCAGUAUGUCAAUCAACUCAUCGGCACUGACAAUGGUGGAAAUGUUUUUGCCGGUGCCACCCUUCCAUACGGAAUGGCUAAAGCGGUCGCUGAUGUUGACGGCCAAAAUACCGCAGGAUUCUCAACGGAUGGCAGCAAUGUAACUGGGUUCUCACAUAUGCAUGAUUCUGGUACAGGGGGAAAUCCUUCCCUGGGAAACUUCCCCUUAUUUCCAUCCUACUGUCCCGAUGAUGUGAUUGACAACUGCAAAUUCUUAAUCACAGAUCGAGCUACGCCAUAUGUGCUGGAUUCGGUGUUGGCCACGCCAGGAUAUUUUGGAUUAAACCUAACAAAUGGCAUUCAUGCCGAGAUGACAGUAUCAGAGCAUGCUGCUCUUUAUCACUUCAAUUUUCCAGUAGAAAAAUCUUCCAAUGGGACGGCCUUAAGCCCGCUCAUUCUCAUGGAUCUGACGGAUUUGAGUGCGAGUAGACAGAACGCAACCAUUAGCGUGGCUGACGAUGGGCGUAUCAAAGCCAAUGGGACUUUCAUUCCGAGUUUCGGUGGUGACUCAUACAUGUCAUACGUUUGCGUUGACUUUUCCGGGGCAAGCAUCCUGGACACUGGGAUAUGGGUCAACAACAGAGCAGGAACACAACCAAAGGAAUUAUUCGUCACAAGAGGCAUAAAUCUCUUCUACAUUCAAGCUGGAGGAUUCGUUCGCUUUCAAGCACCAAGUGAUGGAACUAUUAGCGCUAGAGUGGGCGUGAGUCUCAUUAGUUCGGAGAAAGCUUGUCAGAAUGCAGAAAGUGAAAUUACUGAUUGGGACUUUGCUAGGCUGCAGGAGACGGCCGAGAACGCAUGGAGGGAGAAACUGAGUGUUGUGACUAUACAACCUGGUAAUGGUAGUGAUACUUCACUAUUAACCAACUUCUAUAGUGCAAUCUAUAGGACUAUGAUGUCACCGCAAAACUAUACUGGGGAGAAUCCCUUAUGGGAAAGUAGCGAACCAUACUUUGAUUCUUUCUACUGUAUAUGGGAUGCAUUCAGAUCUCAGCUCCCAUUUCUCACUAUCGUCGAUCCAUCUGCUUUAUCAGAGAUGAUACGUAGUCUCCUUGAAACCUACCAGAACCUUGGCUGGCUUCCAGAUUGUCGUAUGAGUCUCUGUAAAGGGUUUACUCAAGGUGGUUCAAACGCCGACAAUGUUAUCUCCGAUGCAUACGUGAAGAAUGUCACAGGCAUAGACUGGCAACUAGCUUAUGAAGCUGUGGUAAACGAUGCAGAAAACGAGCCACUAGAAUGGUCCAACGAAGGCCGUGGUGGUCUCAUGUCAUGGCAAGCCUUGAACUAUAUACCAUACCUCGAUUAUGAUUACUUGGGUUUCGGCACGAACUCGAGAAGUAUUUCUAGGACGUUAGAGUAUUCGUAUAACGAUUUCUGUAUCUCGACUCUCGGCAAAGGUUUAGGGAAACCCGAAUAUACGAAAUACUUGCAUCGCGCGACAAAUUGGCAGAAUCUGUGGAAAGAAGAUCAAACUUCGUCUAUUAAUGGUGUAGAUACAGGAUUUACAGGAUUCUUUCAGCCGAAAUAUUUAAACGGGACGUGGGGGUAUCAGGAUCCGAUACUUUGUAGUCCGUUGGAUUCCUUUUGCAGUUUAACAAGUAAUCCACAGGAAACUUUUGAGGAUAGUAUUUGGGAGUAUCAAUUUUUUGUACCGCAUGAUAUCGCGACUCUAAUCGAUCUAGUUGGUGGGCCAGAGAACUUCAUCGCUCGUCUCGAUUAUCUGCAUACUAGUGGUUUAACGGACAUCGGAAAUGAACCUUCUUUCUUGACAUACGCCGGUCGUCCUGCUCUCUCAGCAUCCCGUGCCCAUAUGUACAUACCCGCAUAUUUCAAUACCUCAACCACUGGUUUACCUGGCAACGACGAUACCGGCGCCAUGGCCUCCUUUGCUGCAUUUUCAAUGAUGGGUUUGUUCCCCAACCCUGGACAAAAUGUCUAUCUUAUCAUCCCGCCCUUUUUCGAAUCUCUGAGUUUCACAAAUGAGAAUGGAAAAAAGAGUACGAUCAAGAACGUUGGAUGGGAUGGAGGUGUGAGGAAUGUUUUUGUACAGAGUGCGAAGGUAGAUGGAGUGCUGUGGAAUAAGAAUUGGAUUGGACAUGAAUUCUUCACCGAGGGACAGACAUUGGAAUUAUUUUUAGGAGAUACGGAAAGUGAUUGGGGGACUAAAGAGGAGGAUUUGCCUCCUAGUAUGAAAGUUGGCCAUAUGAAACUCUAAUCGAAGGAUCGGCACGGAAUCAAAAAGUGUCGAUAUUUCAACUUUUUAACUGGUCAAGGUCUUCUUAGUAUCUUAAGAGAAGUCAUGGUCUCAAAUUUGAAACAAAUCUGAAUCUACAGAUUUUUUGGCUAUUCAGGUCGGGACAGUCCCGAUAUCUUUAUAAAAGAUUUCCGCCCAUAUGCAUGAUCAUUGCAUGCCCUUUUUCAUCUACAAGAGAAAUUUGCCGGAUUGACUACUCCUCGAUUUUUCGCCCACAUUUCGCCAUUUAUGUGUGUGAGGACAUCGUCAUUGAGUGAGUAGGAAACCAUCUUCACCCUUUUUGGUGUUGGGAUGGUGAUUUGAGUAUUGUGGGGGGGGUCCGUAUUGAAGUACAACAAUGACGAGCUUCGGAAAGUUAAUAGAUACAUACGUAUAAUGUACAAGUCUUUGCUUCUACUGGUUUUGCUGUCCGUGAUAGAAAAUAAAUGGAAGAAAGUGAAGCUUAAAGUAGAAUAUGGCCUGGUCCACACACCAAGUUCAGCUCUUGAG
Molecule: messenger RNA, 3451 nt
Organism: Botrytis byssoidea
Lineage: Eukaryota; Fungi; Ascomycota; Leotiomycetes; Helotiales; Sclerotiniaceae
Exons: 5
Coding region: 491-2923 (810 amino acids)
Biological process (GO): carbohydrate metabolic process; glycoprotein catabolic process; protein deglycosylation
Cellular component (GO): cytosol; nucleus
Molecular function (GO): carbohydrate binding; peptide-N4-(N-acetyl-beta-glucosaminyl)asparagine amidase activity
Source: RefSeq, a predicted model, not a curated record